AUGGAGCUCAAUUUUACUCGAAGUGAAGGUUUUGUUGAUGCAAGGAUAUUGUCACAGUUCGAGGCAGAAAAACUUAAAUGGCGUGAAGUUUUGACAAGAAUUCUCCAUUGUAUCAAGUUUCUAGCUACGCAAAAUUUGGCUCUGCGAGGACACAGAGAGCCACAUCAUAUGCUUGACAACUCUAAUGUCGGAAAUUUUCUUGGUUUGCUGAAACUAGUAUCUACGUAUAUAUUCGAUCCAGUUAUGAAAGAACACCUGAGAAACGCUGAAAGUCAUCCUGGGUCCACUUCGUAUCUUAGCCCAUGCAUUCAGAAUGAAUUUCUUCACCUUCUGGCAUCUGCUGUUCGCUGGCGUUUACUUAAAAGUAUUCAUGUGGCCAAGUAUUAUGGUCUCAUGUUCGACUCAACUCCCGAUAUUGCCCAUCGCGAUCAAAUGUCAGAAGUCGUGAGGUUCGUGGACAUUGAUUUUGAAAAAAAAACAGUACAGGUGAAGGAAACCUUUCUUGGCUUUAUUGAAAUUACCGUGAAGAAUGCUAAGGGACUGGCGAAUUGUAUUUUAGAACAGUUAAAGAAAGAUGAAAUGGAUUUUCAAGAUUGUCGGUCACAGUGCUACGAUAAUGCUGCUGUAAUGGCUGGGCACAAAAAUGGCGUGAAUGAAAAACUGACAGAAAUAAAUAGACGUGCAUUGUUUGUAAACUGUGACAAUCACUCACUCAACUUAGUUGGUGUACAUGUAGCAAAACAAAAUGUAACAAUGGUCACUUUUUUUGGAACGAUCGAAAGUCUAUAUGCAUUUUUUUCUCGUUCAACAAGCCGUUGGGAAAAACUUAAGGAAGCUAUACCAGUUGUCAUCAAGUCCAAAUCUGAAAGCAGAUGGAGCGCAAACGUAGAAGCAAUAAAGCCAGUUAACAACUAUUUGGAGAAAAUUCUGGGAGUUCUUGAAGAAAUGACCGAAGACAAGAAUCAAACAAGUGAAACAAGGAGUGAUGUCCAGCAACUAUUCAACCGAAUGUUGAAGUAUGAUUUCUUGAUUUUGCUGGGAUUUUGGAAUAAAGUACUCAUCCGCAUUGACCGCGUUCAGAAGAGGCUGCAAGAUCCCACGAUGAAUUUUCACGAUGCUGCUGAAGAUUUGAAGGCUCUUCAAAAUUAUUUUGAAAAUGAAAGAGAGGCCAUCACUGAUAGUUCACUCGAGGAAGGGAUAAUUUUAUGUGAAAAAUGGGACGUUGCAACUGAAAGACGCCGAAGAUGA
This is a messenger RNA of Acanthoscelides obtectus, 1248 nucleotides long. The record is from the annotation of a GenBank genome assembly. NCBI's taxonomy places the organism in Eukaryota, Metazoa, Arthropoda, Insecta, Coleoptera, Chrysomelidae.